GAGGGCCCUCUUUGUGGCUGCAGUUGGCAAGAUGGCGCCGGUGGGGGUGGAGAAGAAGCUGCUGCUGGGCCCUAACGGGCCCGCGGUGGCGGCCGCCGGCGACCUGACCACUGAGGAGGAGGAGGGCCAGAGCCUAUGGUCCUCGAUCCUGAGCGAGGUGUCCACCCGCGCCAGGUCCAAGCUGCCGUCCGGCAAGAACAUCCUGGUUUUCGGUGAAGAUGGUUCUGGUAAAACAACCCUCAUGACUAAACUUCAAGGAGCUGAGCAUGGCAAAAAAGGAAGAGGCCUAGAGUAUCUCUACCUCAGUGUCCACGACGAGGACCGAGAUGAUCACACACGCUGCAAUGUGUGGAUUCUGGAUGGAGACUUGUAUCACAAAGGUCUGCUGAAAUUUGCAGUUUCUGCUGAAUUCUUGCCGGAGACCCUGGUGAUUUUUGUUGCAGACAUGUCUAGGCCUUGGACUAUGAUGGAAUCUCUACAGAAAUGGGCUAGUGUUUUACGUGAGCACAUUGAUAAAAUGAAAAUUCCACCAGAAGAAAUGAGGGAGCUGGAACGGAAGUUUGUGAAAGAUUUUCAAGACUAUGUUGAGCCUGAGGAAGGUUGUCAAGGUUCCCCACAGAGAAGAGGGCCUCUGACCUCAGGUCCUGAUGAAGAAAAUGUUGCCCUGCCUCUUGGUAACAACGUGCUGACUCAUAACCUGGGGAUCCCAGUGUUGGUGGUGUGCACAAAGUGUGAUGCGGUGAGUGUCCUGGAGAAGGAGCAUGAUUACAGGGACGAGCACUUUGACUUCAUCCAGUCACACCUACGGAGGUUCUGCCUCCAGUAUGGAGCGGCCUUGAUUUACACAUCAGUGAAGGAAGAGAAAAACCUCGACUUGUUGUAUAAGUACAUAGUUCAUAAAACAUAUGGUUUCCACUUUACCACGCCUGCCUUAGUUGUGGAAAAGGAAGCAGUUUUUAUACCUGCAGGCUGGGACAAUGAAAAGAAAAUAGCUAUUUUACAUGAAAAUUUCACAACUGUGAAGCCAGAAGAUGCAUAUGAAGACUUUAUUGUGAAACCUCCUGUGAGAAAGCUGGUCCACGACAAAGAGUUGGCAGCGGAGGAUGAGCAGGUGUUCCUAAUGAAGCAACAGUCACUCCUUGCCAAGCAGCCAGCCACACCCACGAGAGCCUCCGAAUCCCCUGCAAGAGGACCCUCUGGCUCUCCAAGAACCCAGGGCCGGGGAGGGCCAGCCAGCGUGCCUAGUGCCUCCCCAGGCACAUCAGUAAAGAAGCCGGACCCAAACAUCAAAAAUAAUGCAGCAAGUGAAGGGGUGUUGGCCAGCUUCUUCAAUAGUCUGUUGAGUAAAAAAACAGGCUCUCCUGGAAGUCCUGGUGCUGGUGGGGUGCAGGGCACAGCCAAGAAGUCAGGACAAAAGACUGUGUUGACAAAUGUUCAGGAAGAACUGGAUAGAAUGACUCGAAAACCAGACUCCAUGGUAACAAACUCUUCAACAGAAAAUGAAGCCUGAUCCUCCUUAAAAAGUGCAUAUGUAAAAUGACCAAAUAACUAUAUUGAUCUGCUCUAAGACCAGGAUUUUUCUGAUAUGGCACAUGCUAUCAGUUUUUUGGGGCAGGGGAGAUGAACUUAAAAAAAAAAAAAUACUUCACUGGCUUGUCCGAGUGUGAAAUGCACCUUUAGGAAGGUUAUGUGUCAGACCCCUUUGUGAAGGAUAACCCUUGGACUCUCAGGCAUGUGGCUCUCUCAUGGGCAGCAAGUGCAGCUGGGCUUCUUGGGGAGGGGAAGGUAGAUGGAGAGAAAGAGGGCCCACUUACUUUCAGGGUGGAGCCAAUGAGACCAGGAGGUCAUUGAUCAGAUGGUGGCUAGUCUGACCAGUUGCAUGUUAACAGAUUCACUUGUUCUUGGGAAGCAGAUUAAGUAGCAGAAAGUCCAGGAAAGAGAAAGACUGAAAGGAGGAAUGAGAGAAGUGUUGGUAGGGAAGCUGAAUGUUGCAGGAAGUGGAGGAGGAGGAGAUGAGCAGUGUUAGUAAAUACUGUGUGUUCAGUAGAAGUCGAAUAAUCAUUUUUAAGACUUAAAAUCAGAAGCAUUUCCAAACUAAACACUAAGCAAAAUGGGAAUUGGACUUGUUCUGAAUGCAUCUUUAACUUAUGAAAGAUGUGUUAAGUGUGGGGAUGCCUGAGUCAGGUGGAGCCGGUAUGGGGGUGGGGAAGAUGGCAGCUGCCCAGGACUCAUGUGCUUAGCCCAGGCCAUGUCCUUGUGGGAGGUGUUGGGCUCCACGCGUGUGUGUCGUGGGGCAGUCACUGUGGGGUAUGUUUAAAGUCAGCAGUUACAAAUUUAGUUUACUUUGAAUUGUGUUUUCUAAAUAGCUUCCGCUUUGUUUUUAAAAAAAAUUUUUUUUUUAACUACCACAGGCUGGCCUACUAGUAGAGAAUGGGUGACCAACCUCUCAUUUUACCAUAAUGCGGUGUGCUACAGAAAGUUUGAAGGAGGUUUUCAAUGUAAAUACACUCCAGUUAAUUGGCUUACACCAGUCCCUGCCUUAUGGUCAUUGGAAACCUUCGUGGAGUUCCUUUGAUGCAAAAGGGUUUUGUCCUAGCUCCCUGGUCUCAUCAGUGCUAUCAGAUGGACAAAUAAGUGUGAAUGUUUUAUAUUGAAAAUGGAAAUUUCUCUUGUUUUAUGUUUUUCAUAAACUGUAGCAUUUUUUUCUUAUGGAAAUAAGUGUUUCAAGUGUCUCCAUUUAGGGCAAAUUCAUGCACAUUGUCAUGCCACACCAUCAUCCUGGAAGUGACUUCUAUGGAUUUAAAAUGGCACUUUUAAUUUUAUACAUGACACAGAACAUUAAAAUGCAAACACUACCAUUAAUUUAAUAUAUAAAACGUUUGUUGUCAAAUCAAGGGAAAAACUACAGUUCACUUAUGUGGAAUUUACUUUUUUUAUAUGAAUGUUUGUUGUACUGUGUCUAAACAUAACUUCCCUAAUGUCAUUACUUUUACAUACCAGAUUUGACUGACCACUAACCAUACUGGACAUAACUUAAUAUCGUAUGUUAUAUAACAAGACUCUAAGACUGUCUUGAGUUGCUUUUCUGUAAAGGUCUGAACACUGUUAAGGAGAAAGCUGAGUAUUUACUUGCCUUUCUGACAAACAUAAAAAUGUGUUUCUUGUGCCAGUCUUAUUGUUGAAAAUACACUUUUUUCCCCCCUUUUUAAUUCAGUUUUUUUUUUUUUUUUUAAUGUAUUCUGGCUUCCAGUUACCAGAUUUUCCAGGUAAUGACAGUAAACUGACUUGGAAUGAUGGUUGUGGUGUAAUGACCAAUAGAUGCCAAACAGCUUGUGGCCACACGAAUGAUGGGGUCACUUAAUCCCUCCAUAGCAGCUGGCAGGGGCAGGGAGCACAAAAUGAGUGACCUCAGAAAUAAGAAAGAAUUCUUCGAACGGCACAUGCCUAAGAGGGAUACAGUGUGAUUUUAAAUUUUAAUGCAAAACUUUACUUUUUGUUUAUUUUUUAUCAUUUAAACUGAUAAGCACUUUUUGUGUCAAUAUAAAAUGUACUAAAACCGAAGAAAUGCUAAGACACCUGUCUUGUGAAGGAAGGUUUCUUGGAGAUCACUUUAGUUUCUCAUAACAAGUGGAUACUCCUAGGAUCAGAAGAAACUGAUGUAUAGUGUCAUGUGCUCAGUGGUUGCCAAAGUCUACCAACUUUGGGGAGCUGCAGGGUUCUUUUUAGGGGGGGUGGGAGGAGGGAGCAUAUUUUUUGUUAUUUUGGGAUUUUCAUGCAUUGGAACCAAAGGCCAAACAAUAAACAGCCUUUACUUUUUAAAGUAAAAUUCAUUUCAUUUGCAGAAUACACUUGUAUGGUAGACUGUUAAAGAUAAUUUUAUGACUAUUUAUGUACAUUGUAGUGGUUACAUCUGCUGUUUGUCUUUAAAAUGGAAAAAUCAAAGAAAUAAGCCCAACCUUGAAGAUAAGGCCACGAUAAAGGCCAUGAAUUGGUCUUUCCUAAAAAUGCAACGGGUAUGCUGCUAGAAUUAUUUAAUUUUGUUUGCACUUUUUUUUUUUGGAUUGGCAUUUUUAAACCAGUAUUUAAACUGAAGAUGUGUUUUAUUAGUUUAACAAAGUUGAAAGUGACUGCUCUGUACAUCAUGACCUUAACAAUGUUGAUGCUGUAUGUGAAAGUUCACUGUUGUCUCUAUACUAGGUUUAUUGGUGUUUUUAACUUAAAAUUAGGACUGCAGAUUAUUCCCCCACCAGCCUUAGUCCAGGGGUGUGGCUCUGUCCAGAUGCAGUAUGCAGUCAUGUGGAACCUUGCUUUCUAGUGCUGGAAAAGAAGAUGUCUCUAAUUACUGGCUUCAAUAAACACGAAUCCAGACUGCUUACAA
This is a messenger RNA of Globicephala melas (long-finned pilot whale), 4378 nucleotides long. RefSeq names its product dynein cytoplasmic 1 light intermediate chain 2 (gene DYNC1LI2). Lineage: Eukaryota; Metazoa; Chordata; Mammalia; Artiodactyla; Delphinidae. The record is from RefSeq and is a predicted model, not a curated record. Gene Ontology annotation, molecular function: dynein heavy chain binding. Gene Ontology annotation, biological process: microtubule-based movement; microtubule cytoskeleton organization. Gene Ontology annotation, cellular component: centrosome; cytoplasmic dynein complex.